AUGUCACCAAUUGAGCAUGUUUGGGAGGAACUGGAACACGCUGGCGUAUACGCCGAUCCAGAGCAUGGAUCGACGUAUACGCCAGCGCUGUUUCCAGUUCCUGUCAAUAUCCAGCAACUUCACCAGCCAUUUGAAGAGGAGUGGACCAACAUCCCCCAGGCCACAACCAACAACCUGAUCAACUCUAUUAUUUUGUUUGCAGACAUAGUGGGCUUCACACAGCUGUCGUCGUCCUGCAGCGCCCAGGAGCUGGUCAAACUGCUUAAUGAGCUCUUUGCUCGCUUUGACAAACUGGCUGCAAAAUAUCACCAGCUGAGGAUCAAGAUCCUGGGAGACUGCUACUACUGCAUCUGUGGGCUGCCGGACUACAGGGAGGACCACGCAGCAUGCUCCAUCAUGAUGGGUCUGGCCAUGGUGGAGGCCAUCUCGUACGUCAGAGAGAAAACCCAGACAGACGUUGACAUGCGGGUUGGAGUGCACAGUGGGACAGUCCUGGGGGGAGUGCUGGGUCAGAAACGCUGGCAGUACGACGUCUGGUCCACAGAUGUCACUGUGGCCAACAAGAUGGAAGCUGGAGGGAUACCAGGUCGCGUCCACAUCUCUCAGAGCACCAUGGAAUGUCUUCAUGGCGAGUUUGAUGUGGAACCAGGGAAUGGAGGUGACCGCUGUGACUACCUGAGGGAGAAGGGCAUCGAGACCUACCUCGUGGUUGUUCCUAAAGUACCUGUGGGGAAGAAUGGCAUCAAUGGUGUGAAGCUGUCUGUUACCUCUUCCAAUGGAAACUCCCCGCUGUUGAUCAACACCACGGAGUGUAACGGCAGUGUUAACACAGCCUGCACCACACCGGAGGAACAGGAAGAACUGGACACGAGGGUGGUGAAUCCAUCUUUCCCCAACCCCCGGAGAAGGCUGCGGCUGCGGGACCUGGCUGAAAGAGUGAUCGACGCUCAGGAGAACGAACAGGAGCUCAACAAACUGCUCAAUGAGGCUCUGCUGGAGAGAGAGACAGUCCAAGCUCUGAAGGGGAAACACACCAACAGGCUCUCCCUGAGGUUUGUUGAUCCAGACCUGGAGACUCGUUACUCUGUGGAGAAGGAGAAACAGAGUGGAGCUGCCUUCUGCUGCUCCUGUGUGGUCCUGCUCUUCACUGCAGCUAUGGAGGCACUCAUAGAUCCCUGGCUGAUCGCAAACUACAUCACCUUUGCAGUGGGAGAAGUCCUGCUGCUCAUCCUGACAUUCUGUUCUCUGGCUGCAAUCUUCCCUAGAGUCUUUCCCAAAAAGCUGGUGUCUUUCUCCACCUGGAUUGAUCACACUCGCUGGGCUCGUAAUACCUGGGCCAUGGCAGCCAUCUUCAUCCUCACCAUGGCCAACAUCAUGGACAUGCUGAGUUGUCUGCCUCGAGUCCCAGACUCAGGCAGCACCACAGUGGCUCCCUCCUCCUCCUCCUCCUCCUCCUCUUCGUCCUUGUCUGGCCCUGAUGGUUGCCUUGACAACCCCAAAUAUUACAGCUACAUCGCUGUACUGGCACUGAUGGCCACCACCAUGCUGGUUCAGGUCAGUCACAUGGUCAAGCUCACACUGAUGCUGCUCAUCACAGUGGCCACCGGAAUUGUCAACAUCUACAGCUGGAGGGGCAUCUUCGACAGCUAUGACACAGCCCGCUUCCAGGACUACAGGUCAUUCCAGGUGCCCUCCAAGUUCACCAUGACAAUUAUGAUCUUCAUCAUGAUGGUCAGCUUCUAUUAUUUCUCCAGACAUGUGGAGAAGCUCGCCCGCACCCUGUUCCUGUGGAAGAUUGAGGUCCAUGAGCAGAAGGAGAAAGUGUAUGAGAUGAGGCGCUGGAAUGAAGCCCUGGUGACCAACAUGCUACCUGAACACGUUGCUCGACACUUCCUCGGCUCCAAGAAAAGGGAUGAGGAGUUGUACAGCCAGUCCUACGAUGAGAUUGGAGUCAUGUUUGCCUCAAUACCCAACUUCUCUGACUUCUACACGGAGGAGAGCAUCAAUAAUGGAGGGAUCGAGUGCUUACGGUUCCUCAAUGAGAUCAUCUCAGACUUUGACAGUCUGCUGGAUGAGCCUCAGUUCCGCUGUAUCACAAAGAUUAAGACCAUCGGCAGCACCUACAUGGCAGCCUCAGGUGUCACCCCAGACGUCAGCAAUGGCUACAGUUGCAUAAAGAAGGAGGAGCAGUCUGACAGAGAGCGCUGGCAGCACCUGGCAGACCUGGCAGACUUUGCUCUGGCCAUGAAGGUCACACUCAUGAACAUCAACUACCAAUCAUUCAACAACUUCAUGCUACGCAUCGGUCUCAAUAAGGGUGGAGUAUUAGCAGGAGUCAUUGGUGCCCGGAAACCCCACUACGAUAUCUGGGGCAACACUGUGAACGUGGCCAGUCGCAUGGAGUCCACAGGGGUCAUGGGAAACAUCCAGGUGGUGGAAGACUGCUACAACAUCCUGAAGGAGUACGGCUUCCGCUUUGUGAGGAGGGGGCCCAUCUUUGUGAAGGGGAAAGGUGAACUGCUCACUUAUUUUCUGAAGGGAAGAGACAAACAAGGCUCAUUUAUCAACGGCUCCUCUGUCACUCUGCCACACCAGGUGGUGGACAGCUAAGGACAAUACUCACACACAAACACUCCCCAGAGAUUACUUCUAGUGUGUGAGGAUUGCAGAGCAGAGAGUUUUUGGAAUAAGAAGUAAUUUUCCUAAAAACGCUCCGAUACCUGGACUUAACUGAAUGUUUACAAGUCAAAUUGAAAUACCACUGACACACUUGAUACGCACCUGUGACAAUGCACCAGUCAUCACUGAACACACACACGAGUUCUCUGUCUGUGGAAAGAUAUAUGUGCCCAUAGAGAUUGUAUUUUAAUUUGAAGGUCAUGUUGAACCACAGAACUCAAAACUUGAAUAACCAAAAAACGGAAAUGUUAGUAAGUGACAGGAACAACAGACAUAGGAUUAUAACAUUACAACUCUAAAUAAUUGGACUACAUAUAGGCAAGUUCUAGACGGGGUAUGCUCACAGCUGUUUGUAAAAACAUUAAGCUUUUAAAGAAAUGCACUUUCUGUCAGUGUUGAGUAAGAAAUCUUGGAUUUCCCCAUCUUAAUGUAAUGGAGGUAAAUGGCUCUUCAUUAGUAACUGGAGUAUGAAGGAAGCUGGAGCUGUGUAGAGUGUUUUCACAUUCUCCUGUCAAAAGUGUGUUAUCCACCUUAACCAUUCAGCAAAACACCAUGUGUUCAACUUCACAACAGAUUUUAAUAUUUGGAGUUAUUCAAAUGAAAAUUGUAUCUUGAACCUUUCAGCAUGAGGAUGACUAAUUCAAACUGAUACAAUAAUAGGCUUUAUCUCUUUCCAUAAACAUCGCUCAGAUAAAAACAAAACAAUGAUCACACACACACACACACACACAGCCUUCUGCAAACACACCUCAGCACAUUACCACUACCUGGCUUUUGGAUGCCCGGCCUAAUUUCUGGACCGGUCCCCAUUUUACAAAAUACUUCCAUGUACGGAACACUGACCGACUGAUCUGAGCUCAGAUUUCCUUUUUCUGAUGAAGAAGAGGAUUUGCAAGUGGACCAAUGAGAGGCCAGGGUGUGACGAUACAGACUGAUCUGCACGCUGCUGCCAAUGUGUGGUCAAGUGUGUGUGUGUAAAAGUGUGUGCACAUAGUGUUUUUUUUCCACAGUCAAAGUAUUCUUUCUCCUCGUAUCUGAUCUGGGAACAGGUCAGAUGUGUCAGUACUGUGCUCUCCUCUCUGCUCCUGAAACUUGUGCAGCAAACUUCACUGCUGGCUUCUGGACCUUUCUGUGCCUCGGCGCUGUGUUGAACAUGAAGGAGAACAGGCGUGAGAGGGACAGGCGUCAGGUCCAGAGGGUAGCACACAUGGCAGGAAUAUUUUUCACACUGAUUGGGGAUUGAUGGAAGUGCCUAUCACAGCUGUGAUCACCAUGUGUUCAUGAAGUUAAAGGAUCCCAGGGCCUUCUACAGGCUGGGGAACUAUUUCAAGUCUUUGUCACAAUGCUGUGAAAGGAUGAUUCCACUUUAAUUCUGCUUGCUCUGCUCAUAAAUUCAUUCAAUUAAUAGCUGAGAUCUGGAAGCACGGUGACAUCACCAAAAUAGGUCCAACGGGUCAAAAAACAGAAGCAGUCUCAGGAUUAUACAGGAAACAAACCAACAGGUUAGGCAAACUUAUUUGAAGAGAAAAAGAAGGAUGUACUGUACAAUGAUUUCCCCUGUUGUGAACAUUCAUCACAGUGUAAAAACAUUUGAGGUGUGCUCACUUUCAGUUUAAUCUCCAAUAAAAUGGUUAGACUAUCAUAAAUGUGUGAAUUAAAUGGCUUUUUACAAAUAGGCCUAUUUAUCUUUGCUAAUAAUAUGCUGGAUUCGUGUUAAUGUAAUGUGUAUUUUCAGACAUAUUUUAGCAAAAUAAACUUUCAAAACAUUAUCUAACUAUAAUUUGGCUGCUCCUCUGCAGACACUCUGAGGACCCCCACAGGGUCCCGGUCUACUGUUGAAAAGGAUUUUAAAUAAUCUCAUUAAAGUGUUGGUUUGUAUCCAACCUGAAUAUCUGAGUGUUUAUGUUAGACCUUUUUCAGUGAUGUCAGCGUGACGUAUGACCUCAGCCGUUAACUGAAGUACAAUGUUAGAAAAGCCAAAAAAGACAGAAGCUGUAAUAAACAGGAAUUUUCCUUUAACUGCAAAGUUGUCAUCUGAAAAAAGAAGGCUGUAACAAAAUAAUAUAAAGUAUUUUAUAUGUAUUUAAAUGUAAAAUGACGUCAGCAACAAGCAGUUCAAAUACAUGACGUUGCAGCCUUCCACGUUUGCGCAAGAUUUGUAUGAACCCCAUUUCUAUCUGGUAUUAACAUGCGUGGAAAAUUAUAUCUGAUAAUGAGGCCUUUGCAUUGACACCUGGAAUUCUCAUUCUCUCAGAUCUGCAUGCACUGUGGUCGGAUCCUAAUACACAACUCAGUUGGGGGAGCCAGCUGACUCUAACACUGCUGUCCGACCACAGUGCUACUAAGCGAUCAGAGUUGGGUGACCUUUCAACUUGCUGGGGAAUUAUUUUCUUCAAAAUGUAAUCAAACUAUACAGGCUGUGUUUACACAUAAGGAUCUGGUCACAGUGUGAGCAAGACCACAUCCAGAUGUGGAUUCUGUGUGCAUCUACACCUGCAUUAACAUGUGGAUUCCCUGAUCCAGAUAAGGUAUCUUGUUAAACUCAUGAUAAUACCAAGUGGAUAUCUUGAACUCUGGCCUGAAGCUGGCUAUCAGCUGUGUGUCUUGUUAGUCUCUGCUUGCUUGGAUGUGUACAGCAGACAACCACAGGGUUCUUCAUACACCAAUGUGUUUACACAUGCAGUUGGCAGAUGUGGUCUGUGUGGUCCAUGUGGACAUGUGCAAGAAGUACCCAGUGACCCUUAUAGACCUGGGCAGGUGAAACGAUAUACAUCACUAAACCUGUGUGGCUACGUGGACACGGACAGUCUGUUUUACUCUAAAGAGGACACGUCCUCACAGCUUUAGGAUGUCCAACUGAGUCCUCUUGGUCCUAAAUCAACAUGGUAAAUCAAGGUACUGAGAGGUAAACUGAGAAGAAAAAAAGAGUUGAGCUGAUUAUAUGACAUUUUGGACCAAUUGCCGACAAACUGUAUUCAGAGGUGAGCUAUCAACAGGUCUGGUCACAUGCAGGGAAUGAAGCCAGUUGUGCUUCUCUUUAGUCACAUAAUUUUGCUUGUGAUAACACACUAAAUUUGAUUGCAUUUGGGGAGCCUCUUACAUUACUCCCCCUAACGCCAAAAACAAACAAGAGCAGUGGUAAAGUGCCCCCCCCCCUGGCCUCAUAAUAGUGUUGUUACUCUGGCAUGCGGCACUUUGCCGCUGCCUGGUGUGUUUACGGCGUAAAGUUUGUGUUUUGGAUGUAUAAGGCUUUGACAUGACGGCAAGGGCAUGCAGAAGAACGAGCACACCCACCUGGCAGGAAGCAGAUGUACUGUAUGUGUGUUUUGGGGGAAAGUAUAUGUAUACUGUUCUUUCCUCUGCUGAUUGUAAAGCCCAUUAAUGUCUCAGUAGAAUGGGAUGAAAGUGCAAUAGUUUCUUCUACAAACCUGACGCUCUCCUCUUAAGGAAAGGUUAAAUCAUUCCUUCCCCUUUAAUUCAUAUUUUUAUAAUGUAAUGUACACGUUUUGUUCUAUUUAAAGAAAAGGAAAGAGGACUGAAUAUGUCCUAGUUGUACAUAGUUUAGAAAGUGUUUAUUGAUCAGAUUUAUUUAUUGGAAAUAACAGGGACAUUGUUUUUUUUCUUACACGGAUGUGAAAGUGCCAAUGAUAAAGGAAUGACUUUAAAUGUAUAAGCCAAAAAUGGACCACGUCUGUUUCUUGAUUUGUAUUUUAAAAGAAUCUCAGGCUUGGGAACAACAUUUGAAUAAUGUGUCAUGAUUCCAGGUUUUGAUCCCAACAGAAUUGUUUUAGCUUCGAAGCAACAUGAGAACACUGACAUGCCAUCUGGAGAGCCCACGCCAGCAGGUGAUGAAGGAAACAAAAUGUUUCAAUCUUGUGGUUCUAGGUGUUACUGCUCAAUUUUUGUCAGAAUUAGAUUCAGAACUCUGAUUCCUCUUCACAGUUUUUAUGAUUUAAAUGAGAUAUACUGUAGAUCCCAAUUCUGUUUAAGUUGGAAGAAUUUCUCAUUCAGUGUACCCUCCGUCAUUUCAGUUGUCAUCAUAAGGUGAGUUGAUUAAAAGAAAAUACAAAAAAGA
Cottoperca gobio is the source of this 6754-nucleotide messenger RNA. RefSeq names its product adenylate cyclase type 3-like. Bases 1 to 2610 code for a protein of 869 amino acids. The transcript has 18 exons. Lineage: Eukaryota; Metazoa; Chordata; Actinopteri; Perciformes; Bovichtidae. Gene Ontology annotation, molecular function: adenylate cyclase activity. Gene Ontology annotation, cellular component: plasma membrane. Gene Ontology annotation, biological process: intracellular signal transduction; adenylate cyclase-activating G protein-coupled receptor signaling pathway; cAMP biosynthetic process. The record is from RefSeq and is a predicted model, not a curated record.